ACAGUGACGUCAGACGCACGAGACACACCGUAGACGGUGAGGUAGAGACUCUCGGAGGAUAAAUAUCAGCUGAAGUCGGAGUACCUGUGUUUACAAACAGCACGUGAGCGCACGAUUUAAAAAUAAAUAAAUAAAUAAAUCGUUGCAAACAUUUUUUUUAUUUUUCCCCCGACGUGUGUACACGCGAGCAGCUGCGCUCUCGUGCCGUGAAGGUGAUGUUGUCGCGUGCGCGUUUGAGCCACUGGCUCGUGCUGCUCCUGUGGUGCUGUAGGUCGCGCGCGCGAACGGACGGCUGUCCGGUCCGGUGUACCUGCGAGGAGGACGAUGUGUAUGUGAGAGUGGACUGCGCCGACCGAGGACUCACCUCACUGCCGGAGUCUCUCAGCGCUUACACCACUUACCUUGAUCUGAGCAUGAACAACAUUAGUCAGCUGCCCAGCGACGCUUUCACCACUCUUCACUUCCUGGAGGAGCUGCGACUAGCAGGAAAUGAUUUGAUGGACGUUCCUAAAGGAGCAUUUGAUGGACUUGUCAAUCUCAAGACUCUAAUGCUCCAAAACAACCAGCUUCAGGAGGUCCCCAGAGAGGCCUUUAAGAGCCUGCAGAACCUCCAUUCCCUUCGAUUGGAUGCAAACCACAUCUCAAGAGUGCCACAAGACUGUUUUGAUGGACUGACCUCCUUGCGCCACUUGUGGCUGGAUGACAACGCUUUGACAGAGGUACCUGUUGAUGCCCUGCGUACCCUCUCCUCCCUGCAGGCGAUGACCUUCGCCCUCAACAAGAUCACCCACAUCCCAGACCGAGCGUUUGCCAAUCUUUCAAAUCUGGUGGUUCUGCAUCUCAAUAACAACAGAGUGCUGUCCCUGGGAAAACAGAGCUUUGAUGGACUACAGAGCCUGGAGACUUUGGAUUUGAACUACAACAGUUUGGAGGAGUUCCCUGUCGCUAUCAGAACCUUGAGGACUUUAAAGGAGCUGGGCUUUCACAACAACAACAUCAAGUCCAUCCCUGAGCAUGCCUUCAUUGGAAACCCCUCUCUCUUAACAAUAUUCUUCUAUGACAACCCCAUACAGUUUGUUGGUCAGUCUGCUUUCCAGCACUUGCCAGAGCUCAGAACACUGUCUUUAAAUGGAGCAGCAGAUAUCACACAGUUCCCAGAUCUCACAGGCACACAUAGUCUGGAGAGGCUCGCUAUCACGGGUGCAAGAAUUACAUCUCUACCAACCACAGUGUGUGAGCAGCUCCCCAACCUGCAGCUUCUAGAUCUUUCAUACAAUCUAAUCCAAUCCCUGCCCAGUCUCCAAGGCUGCAAAAAGAUUCAAAAGAUUGAUCUCCAUCAUAACCAGAUCCAUGAGCUGCGAGCAGACACGUUUCGAGGUUUGCCUUUACUCAAGUCCCUUGGCCUAGCCUGGAAUAAGCUGUGCUCUGUGGACCCGCUCUCCUUCUCUGAAUUGCCAGCUCUCACAAAACUUGACCUGACUUCCAAUCACCUCUCAUCUUUACCUGUGGUUGAGAUGAAUGUACUGACUCACCUGAAACUGGCUGGUAAUGUAGACCUCCAAGAGCUAAUUCCAGUGGAGAAAUUCCCCAGACUAAGGGUCAUGGAGAUGCCGUAUGCAUUUCAGUGCUGUGCCUUUCUGACCUGUGAGAAACAUGCCAUCGGCUGGGAAAAAGAGAAGAACAUCAGCGAUGAUGUGGGAAGGAAAGAAGGUGCUGCCUCCAACCCAGGAGACCAUGAAUUUGAGGAUCUUUUCCCAGACCCUGAAGAUGACACUGUGUCACACCACUCAGUCCAGUGCUCCCCACCACCAGGCCCGUUCCAGCCGUGUCUUUAUCUUUUUGAGAGCUGGCUCGUCCGCUGCGGAGUUUGGAUCAUUGCCGUCAUGUCCCUGGUUGGUAACGCUAUGGUCAUGGUGUCCAUCUUUCUUUCGCCAACGUUUUUGUCUCCCGUGAAGCUGCUGGUGGGCUUGCUGGCGCUGGUCAACAGCUUGACAGGACUAUGCAGUGGAGUUAUGGCUCUUGUAGAUGCCCUCACCUUUGGUAGCUUUGCUAUGUACGGCGCUAACUGGGAAAGCAGUACAAGCUGUAAGCUCACCGGCUUCGUGUCGGUUUUUGCGUCAGAAACAAGCGUUUUCCUCUUGACCGUGGCUGCUGUGGAAAGAAGCUUUUCUGUGCAUAACGGCAAAGCAGCAUUGGAUUGUAGUGCAUCAAAAGCCAUGGUUAAGCUAGCAGUGCCACUUUGCUUCAUCUUGGGAUUGGCUGUAACAUCAGUACCUCUACUACACCUUGGUGAGUACGGCAUAUCAUCGCUCUGCCUUCCUCUUCCUCUCGGAGAACAUUCUGGCUUAGGCUUGAUGGUGGUUCAAGUGCUGGUCAACUCUCUGUGCUACCUCGUCAUGACCAUCACCUACACGUGUCUGUACUGCAGCUUAGAGAAAGGGGAACAUGACAAGCUCUGGGACUGCUCCAUGAUCCGUCAUGUGGCCUGGCUUCUUUUCGCGAAUUGUGUCCUCUACUUCCCUGUAGCAUUCCUGUCAUUUUCUGGCUUGCUGAAAAUCUCCGCCGUAGGCCCGGAUGUGGUCAAAUCAGUGCUUCUGGUGGUUGUACCCUUACCUGCAUGCCUUAACCCCUUGCUUUAUGUGCUCUUCAACCCCCAUUUUAAAGAGGACCUGGGACUCCUGGUCAGACACACUCGGGUGACGCUGCUGAGAAACCAGCACCUGAGCCUGGCCUCACUCAACUCAGACGAUGCCGAAAAGCAGUCCUGUGACUCCACACAAGCUUUGGUCUCUUUCACCAGUUUAAACAAACAACCAACAUGUUUGGCACAGAAUAGCAAGCCCCAUCAUCUCGCCAUGCACUGUGUGUGUACGUCUUAAAGUUUUCGACUUUCUUUAAUUAAUGAUUUUCCACACAGCCCAGUGCAUAAAAGAAACCCAGUCGACGUGACAUGGGUUAGUGUGAAAGCAUAAACGUGUGCAUUAUUUCAACUGCACAUAGACAAGCCUUCAGUAAGACUGCGUGUGUGUUGGUUGAGUGUACAUGAGGAGAAUACUGAUGUCUUAUGCUUUGUCCAGACUUGGUGGCAGGGUCUUAACCUGCAUUUAACUCUCAAAUGGUACUUUUAGCUGCCAAGUGUCCUGCAUACAAAGGAGAAGCCUAACAGCUGUAAUAUUGUUGCUCAAGAUAUUUGUUUUACUUUUUUUGUGGGUUGCAUUUCCAUAUUUCGUGGACAAAUUUGUCUGUAAAUUCUCAGAAGUUUUUUUUUUGCUCAUUUUUAUGUCUCUCUCCCUGUAUGCACAAUACAUUGUAAAUGGGUCUUUCUAUCUCAAGUGUUCCAAUGCAGGUUGCUCGAUUGUUUUUAAUUUUCCUCAUUGUUUUUUUGAGUGAUUACCUCUAUGUAUUGGCAUCACCAUUCAUUUUUAAUUUCUUUUUUACUUGGUUUAACUACGUCAGCAAUUUUUGUCAUGGCACACAACAAAUUUUGGUUAUACAGCUGUUUACGGAAACCAGAAUAUCUCGGCUUCAGAUGGUCCUAGGUCCUUGGAGCAAAAACUGAUCUCUAGUCUCAGUCUUAAAUUUUUUAGGGGUACCUAGGCAAGCACAGUGUGCAUGCAGAACAUUUCAGGUUUAAGAAGUCUCUUAUUAUUUUUUAUUUUUAUAUAGGAGCGAGGAAGUGCAAUUUUUAAAAAAAAUUCCCCUCACUUUCAGGUUGAAUAUUUCUGAUGGGGGACCAGAUACGAACAUGAAAUUCUCACAGAAAUAAGUCCUCUAUUCAAGGUAAACUCUGCAGGACAGUUGACCUUGAGGGCCAGAUUUGUAAAACCAGCCUGAUCUAUCAUGUUGGUACAGGUGUGCAGUUGGUAUGCGUGAAUAGUAGUGUGAUAAUGUAGUUAAACCAAGUAAAAAAAUAAAUAAAUAAAUAAAUAAAUAACCUGGUGGUUUUGCAAUGCCAAUACAUCUAGGUAAUCACUCAAAUUUAUUUUGGAAAAAUUUAAAACAGUUAAGCAAACAACUUUGGAAUUAUUGGACCACUUCAGAUGGAAUGACUGAAAUAAAUGGAAAUGUUUUGGCAAAACUUCAUAAGACAGUUACGUUACAUAACAUUGUACGAUUUUAGUGAUAUUGAAGAUGCCAUCUCAAUGUGUGAUAUUUAAUGUUUUAUUUUUUGACCUAUGCAAUGGUUAAAGUAUUAAACAUUUAACUAAAUGUGACGAUAAUGCUUCACUCUUGAUAGACAAGGCAGUUCGAAUAUAACAUUCAGCCAGCUACUUACACUUGAAAGGAUGUAUAGAGUACACAGUGUUGUGUAGAUCUUCAGUUGCAUGGUAAUGUUACAUUCUUACUGUUGAAUGUGUAAUUGCAUGAAACAUUUCAGAUAAUCAAUGAAGUUUUAAGUAACUUUUAAUUGUUAUAACACUUGUUAUAGUGCAUUCGAUCUUUAAUAGCACUUGUUUAGUACUUGACAUCCCCGUUCAUAAUUAGAUUAAUGCAUUCAUAAUACAUCGUCCUGCUUUAUAUGUAUAAAUGUAACAUUAAAUGUAGAAAUAUUCAUAGCAAGGCUUAAAUAUGAACCAAUUUGCUAGUUUAUAAAGGCAUUGGAUCCAUAGAUUGCUACAUGGAUAUCUGUGUUAUAUUAUAUAUUGUAUUGUUAAAACAUCAUUUUAAUUUCGAUUUAAACAUCGACAUGUUGAGCAUUUCUAGUUAUGACAAAGUAGUACAUAACGCAACAUGAUUUGGUGUCAUUAUGUAGUUAAAGUAUCACUCUUUAACAUUUAAUAUGACCAAUCGGUGAAAUGCUUCCAGGUUGCAACUAGUAAAUAUAAAAUAUAACAUAAAAGGAACAACUAGGAAACAGAAAAGAAACCACUCAAUGAACAUUACAGUAGGUGUUUAAGCUGAUCCAAAUAUAUGCACAUUCACACAUAUUUUCUAAUAUACCGAGCAGAACCUUUGUAUGAAUCAAUUGCGAAAGAUAAAUGAAAAAAAAAAAAAAUGUAGAGAUAGGAAUGAUGUGAUAAUGAUGUGUUGCGUAAAGAAAGAGCUGUGGAUUUGAGUUAUAUUAGCAGCUAUUCUUUACCACUGAAGUGUACAUUCUCAUGUCUGUAUAUAGAAUGUCUUUUUUUAUACCUUGGAUAUAUCAUGUGAUUUGUAUUAAAGACAUUUUAAAAGAAAUAAAUAAAUGAUG
Ictalurus punctatus (channel catfish) is the source of this 5188-nucleotide messenger RNA. RefSeq names its product leucine-rich repeat-containing G-protein coupled receptor 5. Gene Ontology annotation, biological process: G protein-coupled receptor signaling pathway. Lineage: Eukaryota; Metazoa; Chordata; Actinopteri; Siluriformes; Ictaluridae. The record is from RefSeq and is a predicted model, not a curated record. The transcript is spliced from 18 exons. Gene Ontology annotation, cellular component: membrane. Bases 216 to 2879 code for a protein of 887 amino acids. Gene Ontology annotation, molecular function: protein binding; G protein-coupled receptor activity.